AUGACCACUGCCCCUUCCUCUCAGCAAGCUCUGUUUUCCCCACUUCAGGAGCUGCACUACAUUUUCCCAUGGCUUGUAGAAAAUAUUUUUGGCAGCUUGGAUGGCAUCCUGGUCGGCUGGAAUCUGCGGUGUUUGCAAGGAAGAGUGAACCCCAUAGAAUACAGCAUCGCCAUGGAGUUUCUGGACCCCAGUGGGCCGAUGAUGAAGCUGGUAUACAAACUCCAGGCCGAGGAUUAUAAGUAUGAUUUUCCUGUGGCCUACCUUCCUGAGCCCGUGCGGGCGUGCAUCGAGGAGCGCGUCCUCCCAGAAUGCCCACUCUAUCACAACAAGGUCCAGCUCCCGGCCGCUGGUGCUCAGGGCCUGCACUUGGCUCUCAACCCGUUUGAAUACUACAUGUUCUUCUUUGCCUUGAGCCUCAUCACACAAAGGAACUUCCCUCUGUCAGUUCACGUGCGAACUUCCGACUGUGCCUACUUCCUCCUUGUGGACCGGUACCUGACGUGGUUCUUGCCCACGGAAGGAAACGUCGUCCCUCCGCCUUCGACCACGCUGGGCGGUACCAUCCCUUCUCCCACGCCCAGGACCCCCGCUGUGCCUUUUACUUCCUAUGGCCUGCACCACACGAGCUUGCUGAAGCGGCACAUUUCUCAUCAGCCCUCGGUGAAUGCAGACCCUGCCUCGCAGGAGAUCUGGAGAUCAGAGACUCUGCUCCAGGUCUUUGUCGAGAUGUGGCUUCACCAUUAUUCCCUGGAGAUGUAUCAGAAAAUGCAGUCCCCUCACGCCAAGCUGGAGGUUCUCCACUACCGACUCAGUCUCUCCAGUAGCCUCCACAGUUCUCCUGCCCAACCCAGCUACCAGGCCCUCCACGCGUACCAAGAAUCAUUUAAGCCCACAGAAGAGCACGUGUUGGUGGUGAGGCUGCUUCUGAAGCACCUGCACGCCUUCUCCAACAGCCUGAAGCCCGAGCAGGUGUCCCCCUCCACCCACUCACACACGGCCAGCCCCCUGGAGGAGUUCAAACGAGUGGUCAUCCCUCGCUUUGUCCAGCAGAAGCUCUACAUCUUCCUUCAGCACUGCUUUGGCCACUGGCCCCUGGAUGCUUCUUUCCGAGCGGUCCUGGAGAUGUGGUUGAGUUACUUACAACCAUGGAGAUACGCUCCGGAGAAACAAUUUCUGACCGCAGACCCUCAGCCUCGAAGUAUCCCUGAGAAGUGGGCUCCCUUUGUGCAGGAAAACCUGCUGAUGUACACCAAGCUCUUCAUCGGCUUUCUCAACCGCGCCCUCCGCACGGAUCUGGUGAGCCCAAAGAACGCGCUCAUGGUGUUCCGCGUGGCCAAGGUCUUCGCCCAGCCCAACCUGGCCGAGAUGAUUCAGAAGGGAGAGCAGCUGUUCCUGGAGCCGGAGCUGGUCAUCCCGCACCGCCAGCAUCGUGUCUUCAUGACGCCGACCUUCCCGGGGAACCUCCUGUCCUCCUGGCCCCCCGCCGUCACAGACGCCUCCUUCAAGGUGAAGAGCCACGUGUACAGCUUGGAGGGCCAGGACGGCCAGUACAAGCAGAUGUUUGGCCCCGAAGUCCGGACCUUGGUGCUGAGGUUGGCCCAGAUGAUUGCCCAGGCCAAACAGACAGCAAAUUCACUCUCGGAUUACUCGAGUGAGACCUCGGCCAACCGGUCCUUUCUCUCCUGGCUGGGAUUUUGCCCCAUUGAUAUGAAUGGCACCUACUGCACUAAUGAUCUGGAUGAGCUGGGCCAGGACAGCAUCAAGAAGACAGACGAGUACCUGGAGAAGGCCCUGGAGUACUUGUGCCAGAUAUUCCGACUCAACGAAGCCCAGCUGGCUCAGCUCAUGAUGACCGUGGGCACGGCGCCAGCUGAGAAUGGGAAGAGACAACUUCCUGACUCCAUCGUGAGCGAUGAGGGGCUGGUUCUCACCCCACUCGGCAGAUACCAGAUCAUCAACGGCCUGCGGAAGUUUGACAUCGCGUACCAGGGAGACGUGGAACUGCAGCCCAUCCGCAGCUACGAGAUAGCCCCUCUGGUGCGGCUGUUCUUCCAGGCGUCGUCCGCCAUCAACCGCCGGUUCGCAGGCCACAUGGAGGCCCUCUGCUCGCGGGAAGACUUCCUCGGGGCCUUCUGUCGCUUCCACCUGACUGAGUCGUUCCAGGCCGAGAAGAGCAGGCUGAGCCCCGUGGCGCCGCACCGGGCCGGCCGCACGCGUGGCCCCCGGCUCAGCCUGCGUUUCCUGGCCAGCUACCGCACGCUCUUCACCUUGCUGAUGGCGUUCCUGGUGGCGGCCGUGUUCGGCAUCGGGCCCGUGCUCUGCACGCUCCUCAUCUCUGUCCUGUACCUUCUGUAUGCCGUCGUGAUGACGGCGGUCACCCAGAAGCUGAAACCUCACCAGCACUGACGCGGCGGCGGCAGGCUCGUUGCCUUCCCCUCCCGAGGGCACUGCGGCUCUCAGGCACCACACAUCUUGUGUUUGUUUGAUAAUACAGCCGUGCACAUCUGCAGAGCUGUGCUGUGUAGGGCGGCUGGAAGGAGGGGUGCACGGCACGUCGGGCUCGUGUGGACCGACGGGCCCUCUGGCAGGGGGCUGAC
Messenger RNA from Vombatus ursinus (common wombat), 2597 nucleotides. It is a transcript of the gene SMPD4, whose product is annotated as sphingomyelin phosphodiesterase 4. The coding region runs from base 1 to 2406 and encodes 801 amino acids. The record is from RefSeq and is a predicted model, not a curated record. Gene Ontology annotation, biological process: ceramide biosynthetic process; glycerophospholipid catabolic process; sphingomyelin catabolic process. Gene Ontology annotation, molecular function: sphingomyelin phosphodiesterase D activity. The transcript is spliced from 17 exons. NCBI's taxonomy places the organism in Eukaryota, Metazoa, Chordata, Mammalia, Diprotodontia, Vombatidae.